UGGAGGGAGGGCGGAAGGAAGCCGCACUGCAUCCUGGGAGCUGUCAGUGCCCUCUCCGGUGUGUUUAGGCGGCGGGGCUCUUCCGGCUUGGGGCGCCAAGCUCACAACUUUACAUGAAUUGCAAGCUGGUCUCUAGUGGGACUCUGCGGGAGGAUGAAUGCGGAGGAGCUGGAGCUAAUGGGUGAUUCCAAGUACAGGAACUAUGCAGCAGCUGUUGACAAGGCUCUGAAAAGCUUUGAGUACUCCAGUGAGUGGGCUGAUUUAAUCUCAUCACUUGGAAAGCUAAAUAAGGUUCUCCAAAACAACGCAAAGUACCAAGUAGUACCAAAAAAGCUGACCAUAGGAAAGCGCCUAGCACAAUGCCUUCAUCCUGCCUUGCCAGGUGGGGUGCACCGAAAGGCACUGGAGACAUAUGAGAUUAUCUUCAAAAUCAUUGGGCCCAAGCGUCUGGCCAAAGACCUUUUCCUAUACAGUUCUGGGCUUUUCCCUCUUCUCGCCAAUGCUGCUAUGUCUGUCAAACCAGCAUUACUCAGUCUGUAUGAAGUUUAUUAUCUUCCUUUGGGCAAAACCUUGAAACCAGGCCUGCAAGGGUUAUUAACUGGGAUACUUCCAGGCUUGGAGGAGGGUUCCGAGUAUUACGAGAGAACCAACACGCUAUUGGAGAAGGUAGCUGCCGCAGUGGACCAAUCGGCUUUCUACAGUGCAUUGUGGGGCAGUCUUCUUACUAGUCCUGCUGUUCGGUUGCCCGGAAUUACUUAUGUCCUCUCCCAUCUAAACAGGAAGCUUUCCAUGGAAGACCAGCUUUAUAUAAUAGGCAGUGACAUUGAACUGAUGGUGGAAGCAGUAAGCACUUCAGUGCAGGAUUCCAGUGUAUUAGUACAGAGAAGCACACUGGACCUGAUACUUUUCUGUUUUCCAUUCCACAUGAGUCAGGCAACACGCCCAGACAUGAUCAGAAUUCUAUCAGCAUCUCUUCACGUAGUCCUACGCAGAGAUAUGUCACUCAAUAGAAGGCUUUAUGCUUGGCUUCUAGGUUUUGAUAACAAUGGUGCCAUUAUAGGACCUAGAAGCACAAGACAUAGCAAUCCUGAAGAACAUGCUACAUACUACUUCGAUACUUUCUCUAAGGAAAUGUUAGUUCAGGCAAUGGUGGGGAUUUUGCAGAUCAAUGUGCAUGGAGAGGAGAGUACAUUGAUGCAGGACUUAAAGCCAUUUCGGAUUCUUAUCAGUUUACUGGACAAACCUGAGCUAGGACCUGUAAUAUUAGAGGAUGUAUUGAUUGAAGUGUUUAGGACAUUGUAUACACAAUGCAAAGCAGAGCUGGAUCUUCAAGUAGAAUCCUCCUUCACCAAGGACCAUGCCCAGCUAAGCAGUAAAUUGAGGGAAAAUAAGAAAACAGCAGAGCUGAUUAAAACUGCCAAUCUUCUGUUCAAUUCCUUUGAGCCUUACUAUAUGUGGGAUUACAUUGCCCAUUGGUUUGAAGAAUGUUGUAGGAGGACAUUGCAUGCCCGACUACAGACUGUGCCUGGAGGUGGUAGUGAGCCCGCUGAACUCCCCCUUACCAAUUUCUGCCUACUAGUUGACUUUUUGUUGGAUAUAGUAUCAUUGCCUACUAGAAGUAUGAGAGUGCUCUGUCAGGAGACCUAUAUUGAAAUACAAACUGAACAUCUGCCUCAGCUGUUACUCAGGAUGAUCUCUGCACUGACGAGCCACCUCCAGAGUUUACACUUGUCUGAGCUAACAGAUUCCUUGAAACUCUGCUCAAAGAUUCUUAGCAAGGUCCAGCCCCCGCUGUUAUCCGCUGGUUCUGAUGGAGCCUUGCAGCUUCCCAGUAGGCAUAGUGCUAUCAAAGAAUGGGAAGACAAAAAGAUGCCGCUGGUUUCUGUGGAGAACCCUGGGGAUGUGUUCGAAGAUGGUGAAAAUCCUCCAAGCAGUCGGUCAUCUGAAAGUGGCUUUACAGAGUUUGUACAGUACCAGGCAGAUACGGCCGAUGAGCUUGACAGGAUAUUGAGUGGGGGACCUGGAACAACUGCCAUACCCGUUAUAGGCAGCACCUCUUCAGAGACGGAGACUGCCUCCACCGUGGGGUCUGAGGAAACCAUUGUUCAGCCUUCUUUCCAGACGACCCAGGGGACAGGAUUGCGAAGUGGGAAGACGACAACUGUUCAAAAGACUGCAAUGCAGUGCUGUUUGGAGUAUGUCCAGCAGUUUUUAACCAGAUUUAUCAACCUGUACAUCAUUCCAAGCAACUCCUUGCCUCGGCCUUUGGCGGCUGAACUUCAGGAGGACCUCGCUAGAGGGAAAGGAGAGGCUGCACAGUGCACUAGAGAGUCACAAGGGGAUGCAGUUAAAGGGAAAAAACCCACUAAGAAGACAUCACCAAAAGAAUACCUCUCUGCCUUUAUUGCUGCAUGUCAGCUCUUCCUUGAGUGUUCAAGUUUUCCAGUUUACAUUGCAGAGGGAAACCACACAUCAGAAAUACAUGCUGAGCAGACAGAUGUUGACUGCGAGCAAGAGCAGCCCCCUUUGUGGCUCCAAACUCUUAUGGGUGCUUGCAGACAAGCAAAUGAUUUUAGCAUCCAAGGUGUCACCAUUUCGUUAAUAAUGGACUUGGUUGGAUUGACUCAGUCAGUUGCUGUUGUCACUGGAGAAAAUCUGAAUAGUGUGGAAGCAGCACAGCCACUUAGUCCAAACCAGGGAAGAGUGGCUGUUGUCAUCAGGCCUCCUCUCACUCAAGGCAACCUCCGAUAUAUGGCUGAAAAGACAGAUUUUUUCAAGCAUGUGGCAUUAACUCUGUGGGACCAGUUGGGGGAUGGAACUCCUCAACAUCACCAGAAGAGCGUAGAGCUUUUUUUCCAGUUGCACAACCUAGUUCCAUCAUCCAGCAUUUGUGAGGAUGUUAUCAGUCAACAGUUGACCCACAGAGACAAGAACAUCAGGAUGGAGGCUCAUGCAAAGUUUGCAGUACUCUGGCAUCUCACCAGAGACCUUCAUAUUAACAAGUCCUCCUCAUAUGGUCGUUCAUUUGACAGGUCCUUGUUUAUCAUGCUAGACAGCCUUAACAGUUUAGAUGGCUCUACCUGGUCAGUUGGUCAGGCCUGGUUAAAUCAAGUACUCCAACGUCAUGACAUUGCAAGAGUUCUUGAACCUUUGCUUCUGCUGCUUCUCCACCCCAAAACUCAACGCAUUUCUGUUCAAAGGGUGCAAGCUGAAUGCUACUGGAAUAAGUCGUCUUGUUAUCCUGAAGAUGAAAAUGAAAAGAAUUUUAUGCAGAAAUUUAAUUGUGGUGGUUCAUUUACCCACAUUCCGGCAAGUCAAGAACAAGACAUUUCCGCUAAAGAGAACAAUGAAAAGCAACUUGUCAUGGAUGAAAUGGAGAAUUUCAGUCUUACUGUCAACCCAUUAAGUGACAGGAUUUCCCUACUGAGUACUAGCAGUGAAACUCUUCCUAUGGCUGCGUCUGAUUUUGAUCUUCCUGACAAUCAGAUAGAAAUAAUGCAGAGUUCCGACUCUGGCUGUUCCCAGUCAUCUGCUGGGGAUAACCUAAGCUAUGAGGUGGAAGGUGAAAGCCUGAUGGCAACAGAUAGUUCUCAGCAUUUGAGGGGAGAUUCACCAGAUGAGAUUGUCCAGCAGGUGGUCACUGACUUGAUUUGCAAGGUUGUCAGUGGGCUUGGCGAAGAUACCGAACCAGUUAAAUGCUAUCUUUAUCCAGACGAUACCUCCACCAAGCUAAAUACUUUGGAUCCCUCUGAAGAGGUGACUAAAAUUGAAGACCCAAACAUUCAAGACAGUCAGAGCAGUUUGCUUAGCAAUGACAGCUCUCAGUUGCUUUCUGCCUCAACUGAGACAGGACUUGACAGCAUUUCCAAUGAAAUCUCUCGAAACAAUUCCUCUCCUUGCAUCUCAGUAAGUCAGCAGAGUCCCGGUGAGCCAACAUCAAUGGAAGCCAAGUCUCGGCAGAGAAGUCACAGCAGCAUCCAGUUCAGCUUCAAAGGGAAACUGCCUGAAAAAGUGUCUGAGAAGGAAACCAUCGUGAAAGAGUCUGGUAAGCAGCCAGGAGCAAAGCCCAAAGUCAAAAUAGCCAAGAGGAAAGAUGAAGAGAAGAAGAAAGCACAAGCUGAGAAACUUAAGCAAACCAGUGUUUUCUUCACUGAUGGCCUUGACUUGGAAAACUGGUACAGCUGUGGAGAGGGAGAGAUCUCAGAAAUUGAGAGUGAUGCAGGAUCACCAGGAAUGCGAAAGUCGCCUCACUUUAAUAUACAUCCUUUAUACCAGCAUGUACUGCUGUAUCUUCAGGUGUAUGACUCCUCAAGGACGCUCUAUGCUUUUUCUGCAAUUAAAGCCAUCUUGAAAACAAAUCCUUCUGCUUUUGUGAACGCCAUCUCUACCACCAGCGUCAACAAUGCCUAUACCCCCCAGCUUUCCUUACUUCAGAAUCUUUUGGCUAGACAUCGCAUAUCUGUUAUGGGCAAAGACUUCUAUAGCCAUAUCCCAGUGGACUCUAAUCAUAAUUUUCGAAGCUCCAUGUACAUAGAGAUCCUUAUUUCUUUGUGCUUAUACUAUAUGCGGAGCCACUAUCCAACCCACGUGAAAGUCUCCUCGCAAGACCUAAUAGGGAACCGUAACAUGCAGAUGAUGAGCAUAGAAAUCUUGACUCUUCUCUUUGCUGAGCUAGCAAAAGUGGCAGAGAGUUCCACAAAAGGCUUUCCCAGCUUCAUAUCGGAUAUGCUGUCUAAGUGCAAGGUCCAGAAGGUGGUCCUGCACUGUUUGCUGUCCUCCAUCUUCAGCGUCCAGAAGUGGCACAGCGAGAAGGUUGCUGGCAAAAACAUAGUGUUCAUUGAGGAAGGCUUCUCCGAAGACAGUCUCAUUAACUUCUCUGAGGACGAGUUUGACAACGGCAGCACCCUCCAAUCGCAGCUCUUAAAAGUCCUUCAGCGGCUCAUUGUUCUGGAGCAUAGAGUAAUGACUGUUCCAGAGGAGAACGAGGCAGGCUUUGACUUUGUCAUAACUGACUUGGAACACAUCAACCCCCAGCAGCCAAUGACUUCCCUUCAGUAUUUACAUUCUCAGCCAAUAACCUCCCAAGGCAUGUUUCUCUGUGCCGUGAUAAGAGCAUUACACCAGCACUGUGCCUGUAAAAUGCAUCCCCAGUGGAUAGGCCUAAUUACCGCUUCUCUACCUUACAUGGGGAAAGUGCUCCAAAGGGUGGUGGUUUCUGUGACCCUCCAGCUUUGCCGGAACCUGGAUAACCUGAUUCAACAAUACAAAUAUGAAAUGGGAUUGUCUGACAGUAGGCCCCUUUGGAUGGCAUCAGUUACUCCACCAGAUAUGAUGCUGACUCUUUUGGAAGGCAUUACAACUGUCAUUCACUACUGCCUACUUGACCCAUCUGCACAGUAUCAUCAACUUCUAGUAAAUGUAGACCAAAAGCACAUGUACGAAGCACGCAGUGGGAUCUUGUCCAUCCUUCACAUGAUCAUGUCAUCUGUGACUCUUCUGUGGAGCAUUCUGCAUCAGGCAGACUCUUCAGAGAAAACACGUGCAGCAGCUGCUGCAUCUGUUACCACAAUUAAUCUUGGAUCAACAAAGAAUCUGAGGCAGCAGAUUCUUGAAUUGCUGGGUCCUAUUUCAAUGAAUCAUGGUGUUCAUUUUAUGGCAGCUAUUGCAUUUGUGUGGAAUGAAAGGAGACUACACAAACACACUUCAAGGACUAAGGUCAUUCCUACUCCCAGUGAAGAGCAGCUCCUGUUAGUGGAGCUGGUUCGUUCUAUCAGUGUUAUGAGAACUGAGACUGUUAUGCAGACAGUGAAAGAAGUCUUAAAACAGCCACCAGCAAUAGCCAAGGACAAGAAGCAUCUUUCAUUGGAAGUCUGCAUGUUGCAGUUUUUCUUUGCAUACAUUCAGAGAAUCCCGGUGUCCAACAUUGUAGACAGCUGGGCAUCAUUACUGCUUCUUCUGAAGGAUUCUGUACAACUUGGCCUUCCAGCUCCAGGGCAAUUUCUCAUACUUGGCAUUUUAAAUGAGUUUAUUAUGAAAAACCCAAAUCUGGAUAAUAAGAAAGACCAGCGAGAUCUCCAGGAUGUAACCCACAAAAUAGUGGAUGCCAUUGGAGCAAUUGCUGGCUCAUCCCUGGAACAGACUACAUGGCUCAGGCGAAACUUGGAGGUUAAACCGUCCCCCAAGAUAAUGGUUGAUGGAAACAACUUGGAGUCUGAUGUUGAAGAUAUGUUGUCUCCAGCUUUGGAAACCUCAAGCAUAACUCCAUCAGUUUUUAGCGUUCAUGCCUUAACGCUGCUAUCAGAAGUCUUGGCUCAUCUUUUGGACAUGGUUUUCUAUAGUGAUGAAAAAGAGAGAGUUAUUCCACUUCUUGUAAAUAUAAUGCACUAUGUUGUGCCUUAUCUUCGCAAUCACAGUGCUCAUAAUGCACCCAGUUAUCGAGCCUGUGUCCAACUGUUGAGCAGCCUGAGUGGAUAUCAGUACACAAGGAGAGCAUGGAAAAAGGAAGCUUUUGACCUCUUCAUGGAUUCCAGUUUCUUUCAAAUGGAUGCUUCCUGCGUUAAUCAUUGGAGAGCAAUCAUGGACAAUUUGAUGACACAUGACAAAACCACAUUUAGAGAUUUGAUGACGCGUGUGGCUGUAGCUCAGAGCAGUUCACUCAAUCUGUUUGCCAAUCGGGAUGUCGAACUGGAACAGCGAGCAAUGCUUCUGAAGAGACUGGCGUUUGCCAUUUUUAGCAGCGAAGUGGACCAAUACCAGAAAUAUCUUCCAGAUAUACAAGAAAGACUGGUAGAAAGUCUCCGUUUGCCCCAAGUGCCCACCCUUCACUCCCAAGUGUUCCUCUUUUUCCGAGUUUUGCUUUUAAGAAUGUCUCCCCAGCACCUUACCUCUCUUUGGCCUACCAUGAUCACAGAACUGGUCCAAGUAUUUUUACUGAUGGAACAGGAACUUACAGCUGAUGAAGAUAUCUCAAGGACUUCAGGACCAUCAGUUGCUGGUUUGGAAACUACGUACACAGGAGGCAAUGGAUUCUCAACAUCCUACAACAGCCAGAGAUGGUUAAAUCUUUAUUUGUCAGCUUGUAAAUUUCUGGAUUUAGCGCUAGCAUUGCCCUCUGAAAAUCUUCCUCAGUUUCAGAUGUAUCGGUGGGCUUUUAUUCCAGAAGCUUCAGAUGAUUCAGGGUUGGAGGUGCGAAGACAAGGUACAUACCAAAGGGAAUUCAAACCAUAUGUGGUGCGAUUAGCAAAACUGCUACGAAAGAGAGCAAAGAAAAAUCCAGAGGAUGACAGCUCAGGUAAAACACUAAACUGGGAACCUGGUACCUUGCUCCUGACCAUCUGUGCUGUCCGCAGCAUUGAACAGCUUCUGCCUUUCUUCAAUGUUCUGAGCCAAGUGUUUAACAGCAAAAUCACCAGCAGAAGCAUUGGUCAUUCCGGGAGCCCCAUACUUUAUCCAAAUUCUUUCCCUACCAAGGACAUGAAAAUAGAGAACCAAAAGACAUUGUCUAGCAAAGCAAGACAGAAAAUUGAAGAGAUGGUUGAGAAGGACUUUCUGGAAGGUGUCAUAAAAACAUGAGGUGUAUGUGGCAAAAUAUUUAACUUGAGUAAUGUAACUUCAGAUGAAACCACGCCAUCCUUCCAGCGUGUAUAGUUUUCUUUUUCAUACUUUGUAUGUAAUGUAUACUUCAGGAUGUAUUUAAUUUAGAUACCUGUAAAUAAGUUCUGGAUGUGGCCUGAAUCAAGUUAAAUAUCGCUGGCUCAUAUGGAUUAUGGUGCCUAAUAUUUAUGGUACAUUUUGUUUUUGUCAUCUUGACGUCUGUCUUUAAGAAAAUCUACCAAUACAAGUUGCACAUUUUUC
This is a messenger RNA of Rhineura floridana, 7854 nucleotides long. RefSeq names its product DOP1 leucine zipper like protein A (gene DOP1A). Gene Ontology annotation, cellular component: endosome; trans-Golgi network. Gene Ontology annotation, biological process: Golgi to endosome transport. Lineage: Eukaryota; Metazoa; Chordata; Lepidosauria; Squamata; Rhineuridae. The coding region runs from base 154 to 7572 and encodes 2472 amino acids. The transcript is spliced from 38 exons. The record is from RefSeq and is a predicted model, not a curated record.